Molecule: messenger RNA, 4043 nt
Organism: Ylistrum balloti
Lineage: Eukaryota; Metazoa; Mollusca; Bivalvia; Pectinida; Pectinidae
Product: tubulin-specific chaperone D-like
Exons: 37
Coding region: 1-3570 (1189 amino acids)
Biological process (GO): bicellular tight junction assembly; post-chaperonin tubulin folding pathway; adherens junction assembly
Cellular component (GO): lateral plasma membrane
Molecular function (GO): GTPase activator activity; beta-tubulin binding
Source: RefSeq, a predicted model, not a curated record
AUGGCGGCCGGAAUGGAUAGUUUUGACAACGAGAAGCAGCCGGACCCCGAAACAAUUGGAAAGGGACAUGUACUAGAGGAAUUUAAAGAAAUAGAAGAAUUCAAAGGACUGAUUGACGGACUUAAACAUGUAUACAAUGACCAAAUUGCUCUGGAAGUGUCAUGUGAACGAUUUACAGUCAUCGCUGACAAAUAUCAGGAACAGCCCCACUUGAUUGAUCCUCAUUUGGAGUCAUUGAUGGCACAGAUUUUGAGUAUUGCCCGAGAUGUAAAGUCUCCCCCAGCUUUGAUUCACUUGGCAUUCAAGUAUCUUUAUCUCAUUACUAAGAUGAGAGGGUACAAGGUGAUUGUACGACAGUUUCCACAUGAGGUGGCUGAUGUUGAACCAGUCCUUGCCAUGAUUGACCAACAGGAUCCCAAUAAUCAUCAGACAUGGGAAUCACGCUACAUGCUAAUCCUGUGGCUGUCUAUGGUUUGUAUGAUACCAUUUGAUAUGGUAAGACUUGACAGUAAUGUUGUCAAUGUAUCUGGUGAGAGAAAGAGACCAGUCAUGGACAGAAUACUUGAUGUGGCAAGGAUGUACCUAACUGAGAAUGACAAGUGUAGAGAUGCAGCUGCUUACCUUGCUUCACGCUUCCUCACCAGACCUGAUGUCAAAAAGGAACGCUUACCUGACUUCCUGGACUGGGCAUUAAACAUUCUCAUCAACUCAGACAUGAAGAUGAUGACAGGAAUGAAUAAGGUGACUGGUAUAUUGACCAUGACUGCCCUGCUCUUCAAACAUGGCAAGAGGGAGGACUUACUGGACUAUGCUCCAGUUGUGUUGAUAAAAGUAAAUGAUUUGAAGUUACGAGACUGCAACAACUGUGUCAUCAGAAAACAUGGUGUCAAGGUCAUUCAGAGGCUUGGCCUUACUUUUCUCAAAAACAGAGUAGCUGCCUGGAGAUACCAGCGAGGGAGCCGCUCUUUGACUGAUAACCUCAAAAAAGGUCACCAACCAGGGAUACAGCAGACUUCUGUCCCUAACACCACACAGGAGGAUGAGGAAUAUGAUAUUCCUGAGGAAGUAGAAGAGGUUAUAGAGCAACUGUUGAGUGGACUGAAGGACAAAGACACUGUGGUCAGAUGGUCAGCGGCUAAAGGUAUUGGUCGUGUAACUGGACGACUCCCAAGAGAGCUUGCUGAUGAAGUGGUGGGGUCAGUGUUGGAGCUCUUCAGUCUUCAGGAAACAGAUGGGGCCUGGCAUGGGGGUUGUCUGGCUCUAGCUGAACUUGGGAGACGUGGCUUGUUACUGCCAGAGAGACUUCCAGAUGUGGUUCCAGUCGUGUUGAAGUCUUUGGAGUAUGAUGACAAGCGAGGAUUCUUUUCUGUUGGAGCUCAUGUGAGAGAUGCUGCAUGUUAUGUUUGCUGGGCAUUUGCUAGAGCAUAUGAACCACAGGAAAUCACACCUCAUGUUAAUAAGAUUGCAACGGCUCUUGUGAAAGCUUCUAUAUAUGACCGGGAGGUGAAUGUCCGACGUGCUGCUGCUGCUGCUUUUCAGGAAAAUGUGGGACGCCAGGGUACAUUUCCACAUGGAAUUGACAUCCUUACCACUGUUGAUUAUUUUGCUGUUGGAAAUAGAUCCCAUUGCUUUCUGGAUCUGAGUGUAUUUGUGGCCCAAUUCCCCGAGUACACUGAAGGAUUGAUCGAUCACCUUGUUCAAAUCAAGAUAUCCCACUGGGAUAGUGCUGUACGAGAGUUAACAGCCAAAGCUCUUCACAGACUUACACCCAAAGCUCCGGAGUACAUGACAAAAACUGUAUUGCCACUGUUGUUACCCCAGACAACGGGACCUGACCUUUUCCUCCGACAUGGUACUAUCCUGGCCGUAGCAGAGAUCACACAUGCUCUGGGCAAGCUGGUUAAUCAACAAAACAGAACUAUAACUGAUGUUCUGGAUGCAGAUGUGAUAGAAGGACUGCGAGGGAUUGCUAAAAAGCUUCAUGAUGUUGAACUUUUCCGAGGCAUGGGAGGUGAACUUAUGAGGAAAGCAGUGAGUUGUCUGAUAGAGAAGCUGUCACUAUCCAAGCUACCCUACCAUGGAGAUCCCAUCAUUGAAUUAUGGCAAAGAAUCAUUGAUGACUGUUUACACCAUAUUGAACCAGAAAUUCAGGAAGCAGCUGUAGCAGCCAUUCCAGCCUUCUUUCAGGAAUAUUAUUCAGACAGCAAUAGAGAUGCUUUCCCUGACAAACAAGAAAAUGUAAUAAGUAGAUACUUAGAAGAGCUAAAAAGCCCAGUUGAAAUAUCAAGAAUGGGGUAUUCCUUGGCCAUUGGUGCUCUACCCAAGUUUUUCAUUAAGAACAAACUCCGAGGUAUCCUGAGUGGUCUUAUGGGAGCCACUCGGGUGACAGAGAAAGAGAAAAAGUGGGCAGAGUCAAGACGUGAUGCAAUCAAAGCUAUCACAGGGGUCUGUAAGUCAGUUGGAGUUGAUAAAGAUGGAGACCAGUCACAGGUCUUGUGUUCACAGAAUAUUUCCGAGGUGUAUGACACAUUCUUCUCGGCCAUGCAAGACUACACCUUGGACAGUCGAGGAGAUGUUGGGGCAUGGGCUCGGGAGGCUGCCAUGAUAGGCUUGCAUGAAAUUUCCACUGUGAUAGUCAACACUGAUGCUAGUCUGAUAUCACCUGAAAUAUGUAAGAAUUUGUUUUGCUGUCUGGUACAGCAGGCUUGUGAAAAAAUUGACCGGACAAGGGCACACGCUGGCAACAUAUUCAAGUGUCUCCUCUAUCACAGACCAGAAAUUCCUCACAUUCCAGACCGCCAUUUAUUAGAAGAGGUGUUUCCCAGAGAAGAAUCAGAGAAAUUGAACUGGGCAGCUCCAUCAGACACAUUUCCCCUGUUCACAAAGCUCCUGAAGUGUUCUACGUAUCGAUACAGUGUGCUGUUAGGUCUCACUGUCAGUGUAGGGGGCCUUACAGAGUCAUUGGUGAUCUAUUCUAGUGGAUCCCUACACACAUACCUACGGACCAUUAAUAAAGACCUUACCCAGAUGUCACAAUUUGUCGAUGUUGUCAUUCAGAUAUUUGAAAGUUACAUAAAAGUUGACAGGGUGUCUCUACCCAUGCUGAAGAUGUUAAACCAGUUAUUCUCCAAAGGAUGUUUUAGUGUGUUUACUGAAGAUCAAAAUCAAGUAUUUGCUCAGAAGAUUCUGGAGUUGGUGAAAAAGGAAAUAUCAAGAAGUGGGGACCCUCAGAAACUCAUAGCCAGUGCUGAUGUGUUUUGCGAGUUGUUGCAGUUCAGCACAGAAGUGAAAAAGAAAGCACUUUUUCAGUUACUGGUACUGAUGGGACAUAAAUAUCCAAGGAUCCGCAAAGCCACAGCCAACAAGUUAUAUGAGGCUCUAGUGACUUAUGACGAUGUAGCCCCAGAGGAGGGGCUAGAUGAAGCUAUGUCUGUCAUCAGUGAAACAUCAUGGGACAAUGACAACAUCAAUGAAGUUCGACCAAUUAGAAAUCAGCUCUGUGAUCUGUUAGAUGUACCCAAGCCAAAGGUCGUGGUCAAGACUGAUGCCACUAAACAAGCCAGUUCAUGACCACAACAUGGUAUAAGAAAAGCAUGAAGACAUAUGUCCUGGAUAUAGACAAUCACAUAGUGUUCAAACAGGUACCAAAGGAUCAAAUGGAUGCUAGGAUCAGAUGAGACUGACUUUUCAGUGAACUUUUGUAAAGGGGAGGACUGAUCAUCACAAGGAUAUGCUUGGCUUAAUGUGCCUAGAUUACAGGAAAAUUUUCUAUAUAACACUGUAUCUUUUAGUGUUUUAUGUUUUGUAAUUGGUUUAAUAUCACACAUACCUUGUAUGUUGGUAUCAAUUUCCCAAAACAAACUGCUCUGUAAAAUGUGAUAUUUUAUAAUAUAUACAAGAUAUGUCCCUUAAAUGUAUGAACUAGAGUUAUAUGUCUAUGUAAGAUGUGAUAUUUUGCUUAUGUAUAUCCAGCUGGAAAUUUAACUGAAGCAGUGUAUUAAUUCGUAUAUCUGAAAUAUUAAAACAAGGAAAUCCAGACAAAA